Megalops cyprinoides (Indo-Pacific tarpon) is the source of this 2068-nucleotide messenger RNA. Its product is annotated as nucleoside diphosphate kinase-like. The transcript has 5 exons. Gene Ontology annotation, biological process: UTP biosynthetic process; GTP biosynthetic process; CTP biosynthetic process. The record is from RefSeq and is a predicted model, not a curated record. Bases 647 to 1282 code for a protein of 211 amino acids. Lineage: Eukaryota; Metazoa; Chordata; Actinopteri; Elopiformes; Megalopidae. Gene Ontology annotation, molecular function: nucleoside diphosphate kinase activity.
UGCAUCCAAGAGCACAGUGAUGUUCCUUGACGUGGACGUUGAUAUUUGGGAUGAAGUUUAACAUAAUAGCCACGCUGGUAGAAGGAGUUGUUGCCAUUGGAUUUUGGAACUGUGGAAUUAAAUAUUGUUGAAAUUUCCGCAUGAUUUUGGUGGGUCCCUUUCACAAUAAUAUGAGAAAUUGAGCGAAACUUAUUCCCGUUGUUAAUAGUAUAUAGUAUAAACGUUGAUGCUUCCAAAGCAGGCUUGUAGGAACGAACCACGUGUUCAAAAGUGUUUGUAGCUCACUGUAUUGUCAGAUGUGUUAGGGAUUUGGAUUUGCUCCGUUGUUGCUGGUGUGCGGCAGCUCAUAGGUUAAAACACUCGUCCCACCCCCCUCAGAAAGUUACGUUUUCUGUCAGAGGUGGGGUUCUCGUUGGCGAAAACGAGCUAAUUACAUUCGUAUAAAUGAAAGCAGGGAGACAGGCAUGCUGCAAAAAUAGACGUAGAACUUGCAACAAACCGUAGGCAGCUGCCACGUAGUGUCAGCAGAAGGACGAUAGGAAGCUGCAAGAGUGAAAAGUGACAGGCGUUGGAUCCAGAUCGGCUUUUGCUCUAGCAGUAUAGCUAUCUGUAGGAAGGGUCUCCCUUCGUUUCUUUGUAUUUCACCAUGGUGCUAUUACAACGUUGUUUGCUAAGAAAAAUUGCACUGCACGGGCAGCGGAGCUGUGUAUCGCAACUUGGAAAACAAAGUGCCAACCCGGCGUGGGCUUCUGCCAAACUCCGUCACUCUCCUAGAGGGAACUGCGGCUUGGGGCACUGUUACAGCACCACCUCAGGCAUCCCGGGGGUGAGGGAGCGAACGUUGAUCGCUGUGAAGCCGGACGGGGUACAGCGCCGCCUGGUGGGGCAGAUCAUGCAGCGCUUUGAGCAGAGGGGCUUCAAACUGGUGGGCCUGAAAAUGCUAAAGGCGUCUGAUGAGCUGCUGUCCCAGCACUACCACGACCUCAAUAAGAAGCCUUUCUACCCCAACCUGUUGCGCUACAUGAGCUCUGGCCCAGUGGUUGCCAUGGUGUGGGAGGGACACAAUGUGGUCAGGACGUCCCGCAUGAUGGUAGGGGACACCAACCCUGCUGAGGCCCACCCUGGCACAGUUCGGGGGGACUUCAGCGUCCAUAUAAGCAGGAAUGUGGUUCAUGCCAGUGACUCUGUGGAGGGAGCCCAGAGGGAGAUUCAGCUGUGGUUUAACCGCAAAGAGCUGAUGGACUGGGACUGUUGUGACCACAGCAGCACCUACCAGGUGUGAGAGAGCAGAGGUCAGAGGGAGGAGACAGGAGUGCCAGGGGUUGCGUCACGGCUACAUCACAUCUACCUCUACCUGCAUCCCCUAGGUGCUGCCCACAGUUCCACUGUCCUGCUCUCAAGAAAUAACGCAGUGAGAACCCAACAUCCAUUGCUGCUCUGGAGAGGAUGUGUUGUUCUAGAAGGCUAGUGAGUUCUCCUCAAGAGUUGCAGCCAAGUUGGGGUCACUCCUAGUAUGCAAUAUUGUUUUAACUUCUUUUAAAGAAAAAGAAAAGACCUUUAAAUGUAUCCCGACAGAUGCUCCCUUAUUCUUGAUUCUCAAGUGCCAAAGCUAUCCGCAGCAUCUAAAAAUCAGAACAAAAGUGGAAAAGAGUAAAAGCUCAAGUAUUCGUUUAGUUAUUGAUACCACCGAUCACCAUAAUUUUGGGCUUAAAAGUAUGUGUGGACUGUUCUGUUACAGUUGCAUCUUCCUGGGCAUUGUUAGAAAUGAUUACUUGCUAGCAAUAGUGCACACAUGCGGUCACCACCCAUAAGAAAAAAGGUGGCCCCCCUCUUCAGUGUGUUACAGGUUAUCGGUUGGGGCCCUUCAAGCAAUGGUACCUUGAGACUGGAAAUACAGUGAAGUGCCUUAGUUUACACUACAGUAACUGCUGUAAAGUGGUAUUCAAGUAUUUAUGAUGAUUGAUAACAUUUCAUAGGGAUACAGCAGCUGUUCAUCUGAGUUUUGCCAUGAUCAUACUGUACAUUCUGGUAGUGUAAUAUAAACCGGUACGUUGUAAUGUAUCCCUUG